CAAGUCCCGACAGAUGACUGCAAUUUCCUCAGCGACAUGCGCCGGACCUCACACACCAUCUGUACAUACUAGACGACCCGCACCGCGACCAAUUGCUCUAGCGACCACGUCCCAUUUAUAGCCAUGCCCUCGUUACCGUCACAUGCGUCACCUGGCCUGCCUCCGCUGUAUUCACCGGACCCGAACCGCCGCGACCCGUUCGACGACCACAACUCCGACGAAGACCUAGGGAAGAGUGCGAUACGCAACAAUGCGCCGAAUGCGCCACAAGAGCCUCCGCCGUCGAUAAUCAGCCCCGCCUUCACCCCGCCAGCGACACCAGGAACCUCGACACCCUCCCACCCGCGCCCACCACGCUCGAUACCCGUCGACACCUCCACAGCCUCGCAAACAGAACGGCCGGAGCUCUUGGAGAAACUGCCCGAUGUCGCAUGCGAAGUGCGCGCGCGGAUACCGACGACUACCGGCCAUGAGAUGUGGCUACAUGUAUACAGGAACAGCGUGGAUACCAAAGAACACCUCGCCAUCGUCUUCGGUGGCAAGAUCCGCUCGCGCUCCCUCGACGCCGAGCGCCCCGGCGAAACCGAACUCGACCGCAUGACCCGCGGCGCAUACGUUGGCCGCCUCUACCCCGGCCGCACAUCCUCGCGCGUCGAGCAGAUAAAGCGCUCCGAAGGCGUGCCCUCGAAACGCAUACCUGACAAGAUCCCCGAAAACACAAACGGCAUGCCCUCCCCCUCCUCCCCGGCCUCCUCCGAAAACGGCGACGCCCAGUCCAUCACAUCCUCCGACCUUCCCCUCGUCCGCAUCCACUCCGAAUGCUACACGGGUGAGACCGUAUGGUCCGCGCGCUGCGACUGUGGCGAGCAACUCGACGAAGCCGCACGGCUGAUGGCCGACCCCACGCUGUCCCCCUCUGGCGGCGCAAUCAUCUACCUGCGCCAAGAAGGGCGGGGCAUCGGGCUCGGCGAAAAACUCAAGGCAUACAACCUCCAAGAUCUUGGGAACGACACAUACGAAGCGAAUAUCCUUCUCAGACACCCCGCCGAUGCGCGGAGUUACGGGCUCGCUACGGCCAUGUUGAUGGAUUUGGGACUGGGCGGAGAGCGGGGGAUCAGACUGCUCACGAAUAAUCCGGACAAGGUGCAUGCGGUCGAGGGCCCCGGGAGGGAGGUUGUGGUUAGGGAGAGGGUGGCUAUGGUGCCGCUUGCGUGGAAGACGGGCGGCGAGAGGGGGAUUAAGAGUGACGAGGUGGAGAAGUAUUUGAGCACCAAGAUUGAGAAGUUCAAACACAUGUUGGAUCAGAAGUGAGAUAUUUAGAUGUGGGAGUUUGGCUUUGUUGUAUAUACAGAGGAGUCAGAGGCUGCACUGCGCAAGCAUAUUUGGCUGGAUUCGCCAUACGGACGGUGAUUACAUUGCAUUUACGAAUUCAGCAGAGCGUACGCAUGCACUUCUAUCAAGUCCCGCUAACCAUUCAACGCUCCAUCCCGCUCAA
Molecule: messenger RNA, 1495 nt
Organism: Parastagonospora nodorum SN15
Lineage: Eukaryota; Fungi; Ascomycota; Dothideomycetes; Pleosporales; Phaeosphaeriaceae
Exons: 2
Coding region: 124-1311 (395 amino acids)
Biological process (GO): riboflavin biosynthetic process
Molecular function (GO): GTP cyclohydrolase II activity
Source: RefSeq, a predicted model, not a curated record